AUGAAUAGCACCCCUGACAAGAAAGAAACGGACGAUUGCUUAUUCUGUCGAGUCACCGGGACGAUUGCACUCGGGGGAGUAUCUGCUUAUUCCUUUUUAAAGUUUGUACAAGCGCCCAUCAAGUCUGGGGACAGGAACUCGUCUAUCUCGAUGGACACAAACAAGAGCAACGCCGCACUGGCGUACAAUGUGCCCCCAAACGAUGCGAAGAACCUGUACAUGGAUUCCAAGUCCGACGACAUAGAAAUGUACGUAGAAAAUAUGCUUAAUGAACUGAAGGGGAAAAUGCAGAACUUGUCCAAUAAUCUGCUGAGCAAGGUAGACAAUAUGGAGAAGUCCCUGGAUGAGUUGGAGCAGGCCAUGUUAAGUUUUUCGAACAAGGCGGACGGGUGA
Molecule: messenger RNA, 393 nt
Organism: Plasmodium inui San Antonio 1
Lineage: Eukaryota; Apicomplexa; Aconoidasida; Haemosporida; Plasmodiidae
Exons: 2
Coding region: 1-393 (130 amino acids)
Molecular function (GO): transcription corepressor activity
Source: RefSeq, a predicted model, not a curated record